Sugiyamaella lignohabitans is the source of this 1182-nucleotide messenger RNA. RefSeq names its product pyruvate dehydrogenase (acetyl-transferring) subunit E1 beta (gene PDB1). The transcript has a single exon. Gene Ontology annotation, molecular function: catalytic activity. The record is from RefSeq and is a predicted model, not a curated record. Gene Ontology annotation, biological process: response to nutrient; branched-chain amino acid catabolic process. Lineage: Eukaryota; Fungi; Ascomycota; Dipodascomycetes; Dipodascales; Trichomonascaceae. The coding region runs from base 1 to 1182 and encodes 393 amino acids.
AUGAAUGCAGUAUUACGUCGGACAGCACCUCGUUUGUCAUCUCGGGCUAUACUUCCAAGUCGAUAUAUCGGAUUAAGAAGGUUUUCAGCAAUUCCCGAGUCAUCUCCCAAUCAUAUAAACCUUUCAGAAGCAUCAUUUUUGGCCAGGUCGUCAAGAACUGCGUUAUCGAACACCGAACUGUCAGAUUUGGCUAAAAAUGGCGCGUCUAAAUCGAUGAACUUGUAUCAGUCAGUGAAUGAUGCACUGAGAAUUGCAUUAGAAACAGAUGAUACCGCUGUUCUCCUUGGUGAGGAUGUUGCAUUUGGUGGUGUUUUCAGGUGUUCUAUGGGACUUCAAGAACAAUUUGGCUCUCAGCGAGUCUUUAAUACACCAUUAUCAGAGCAAGGUUUAGUGGGAUUUGCCAUCGGAUAUGCCGCCAUGAACCAGACUGCUAUUGCUGAAAUCCAGUUUGCUGAUUAUGUGUUUCCUGCAUUUGAUCAGAUAGUUAAUGAAGCCGCAAAGUACCGUUAUAGAUCUAAUACCUUCAACUGUGGUGGAUUAACUAUUCGCAUGCCAUGUGGUGGUGUUGGCCAUGGAGCUAUGUAUCACUCUCAGAGUGGAGAGGCCUUUUUUUCACAUUGUCCUGGUCUUAAGGUAGUGAUUCCUAGAUCUCCAUUACAAGCAAAGGGUCUGUUAUUAGCGAGUAUUAGAGAUCCAAACCCCGUUAUUUUUAUGGAACCAAAGAUUUUAUACCGUGCUAGUGUUGAGCAUGUGCCUUUGGAAGACUAUGAACUACCUUUAGGGAAGGCCGAGAUUAUAAGGCCAGGAUCUGACGUCACGUUGAUUGGAUACGGUACUCAAUUGUACCACAUGCAGGCCGCUGCUGACCUUGCUAAAGAGAAGCUUGGUGGUGUCUCGUGUGAAAUUAUAGAUCUCCGUACCAUUGUGCCAUGGGAUAGACAAACAGUGUUUGACAGUGUAAACAAAACUGGUCGAGUAGUAAUCUGCCACGAGGCGGCUAGAUCUAACGGUGUGGGUGCUGAACUGGCAGCUGAAAUCCAAGAAAACUGCUUCCUCCGACUUGAAUCUCCUAUCCAACGAGUAACUGGCUGGGACACCCAUGUUGCACUCUCUUUCGAGUCGUUUCAACUACCUGAUGUGACUCGAACUUUCCACGCCAUCAAAAAGUCUCUCAAUUUCUAA